GGCAACAGUGUUUGGGCGAUGUCGUUGGUAUUGUUCAGUAUUGUUGACUUCAAGAUGGCUGCGGAUUACUGUGGGGGAUAUUCUAAGAAAUCGUAAUUCUCCCUAAGGGAAUUUUCCUAUUUUAUAUAUAUAUAUAUAUUCGAAAAAUCUUGUGUUAUACGACCUUAAGAACUUCGGUGACAAUUACACCGACGUUUAAUAGCGUCGUUCAACUUAGAAUACUGUACAAAAAAAAAAAAGAAAAGAAUAUGAAAAUCAUGCCAUCUGACACUAGCUGACUUAUGGAAGAACCUCCAAUGUCAGCAAGGAGGAUGAUUUUUAAAGUUUUAUGGCGUUAUCGCCUUUAACCGAGUAAUACUCAAAUGUCAAUAUGAACCCUUCGAUGAACCGAAAACGCAGUUCGUCUGUAAGUUUUACAAGAGGAAAAGAUAACAGCGAUGAUGAUGUUGGAGACGAAAUACACAUAUCUUUGGCACCAUACAUACAAACAUACUUGGCACAUAGCGGACAAGGUCUUGGAUGUUGUGGGAUUAGUUUACCAGUGCCAUUUGAACGUGCUGCCACACGUUCUUGGUGGAAUCCAAAAUUUGAUUCUGAAAUUCUAGAAGAACAAUUUAAAAGAAGUGCCUUUCCACAGAUUAGACUUAGAUUCCGAUAUGCUCUUACAUAUAUCCUGUUGGUAUCUGUGUUUUGGCUGGCAUAUUUUGUAAUCACUGGAAUCGGGAAUAAUACUUCAACAUGGCCUGCUAUCGCAGCCAUUUUCAGUAUUGUUGGAACCGUGGUAUCCGCUGUAUUAUAUUUAACUCAUACGGAACACUACAAGUCUUACGUGUUAACAACUUCAGUAGGAGUUGCAUCCGUGCUGUGCUUUCUUUCUUUACUAUUUCUUGCGGUAGUACCGCCUCACGUAGAUGGCUUAACACUAGUAGGACAUUUUGCACUAUGUUCAGAAAUCUUGUUACUGAUUUAUACGGUACUACCAAUGCCCCUUUACGCUUGCAUAGGAAUAUCUUCUAUUUACUCUAUUAUAUUUGAAUUUUUAACUGCCUAUCUCUAUGGCUCGAAAAAUAGAAGACAAAGGAUAUUCGACAGUCACAAAUUUUUUAAUCAUUCUUCAAUAACAAAUAUUUCUGAAGACUACAACAGAACAUCUGUUCCUAUUUAUUCUUCGCAAGAACAUCAUAGUUUUCUCAAUGGUCUCCAAAGUACAAUGUCUAAUGUUAGCGAUGCAUUGAAAGCUGGCACAGAGAUGAUGUUUAAUUUAAAUACUUCUAAUCCAAUAUCUAAUCUUAGUUCCAAAUUGUUGAAUGAAGAAAAUAUGUCUGGAAAUUUUACCAAUGGAAAUAUAUUAACGAAACUAAAUUCUAGUAUUCCAUUUGCUAUGGCAAAUGUUGGUUCUACUAUCAAUUCAACGGCCAACAAUAUAAAUAUUAUUAGUAGUCUUAGUAAAAUGAAUGCGUCUUCUACAGAAGGCGAAUUAGCUCUUAAUGUUGUUGAAUCUAUUACCAAUUGGACUAAUACAUCGGAUACGUAUUUGCAAGAUGAUAUUGAUUUUACAACGAAUCUCAGUAUAAGAAUUUUAAUGCAAAUAUGUAUUCAUUUAAUCGGCGUACAUAUCUUGAUAAUGACAUUUGUGCGAAUGCGUGGUACUUUUAUGAAAGUUGGCCAAUCAUUGCUCGUACGACGUCAAUUAGAAAUGGAAAGACAGCUUAAAGAAAAAAUGAUACAUUCUGUAAUGCCGCCAAAAGUAGCAGAUUGGUUAAUGGAAGAAAGCGGCAGAGAGAGAGAACGUGAAGAUUCUCUUAAAAAAGGUUCUAUACCCUCUAAUCAAACGGAUAUUAGAUCUUUAUUUCGACCAUUUAAUAUGCACUCUAUGGAAAACGUUAGCAUAUUAUUUGCCGAUAUUGUUGGUUUUACUAAAAUGAGCUCGAAUAAGACUGCUGAGGAAUUAGUUGGCAUUCUAAAUGAUCUAUUCGAACGAUUUGAUGAUUUGUGCGAACAUCAUGGAUGUGAAAAAAUUUCUACAUUGGGGGAUUGCUAUUAUUGUGUCAGUGGUUGUCCUGAACCAAGGCCCGAUCAUGCAAAAUGUUGCAUCGAAAUGGGAUUAGCUAUGAUAGAAGCUAUAAAACAAUUCGAUAUAGAAAGAAGAGAAGGAGUAAAUAUGAGAGUCGGAGUUCACACGGGAACCGUUUUAUGUGGAAUCGUUGGCACUAAAAGAUUUAAAUUUGAUGUCUGGUCAAAUGAUGUGACAUUGGCAAAUAAAUUAGAGAGUACCGGCAAACCAGGCAGGGUACAUUUAAGUGAAAAAACUUUAAAUUUUUUGAAUCAUCAAUAUAUCACAGAAGAAGGAGAGGUAGUCAACGGUAUUAAAACUUAUUUUAUCAAAAGUCGUAAAUCAGAUAUUAUGAAUGAAUUUGUAACAAAUAUUAUAUUACCCAAAGAUUUAUCUCCGUUAAUGCAAACUCGUCACCGUCUUGCCUCUUGCAAUAAUCAGAACAAACCCAAACUUCAUUAUCUCCACAUGGUAACUAAUGCAAGUAAGAUAAAAGCUAAUUCCUUGCCCAGUAUUUUGGAUUCUGAAAAUAGUAAUGACAUGGAUGAUGAGAAGGAAGAUCUUAAUAAAAGUCCUAUGUCAACUGCGAGUUAUGAAAAAAAAAGAUCACGAAAUAAACCAUGGCGUUAUUUACAACGACAAAGAACGAGCGAAGAAAUGACUCCUUUAGAUAUGGAAGAAGGAAAAAGUAUGAUUUUAAAGCAACCAAAAAGUGAACAAUUCGAAGAUCGCAAUGGAUUCAAACGAAUUCCUUUCAAUAAUAGUGUUGAAAUGGAUCCAAAUCCUGUGCCUUCUAGUCCUUUAUUGUCUGGUCAAGAAACAAUAAGUCACGCUUCAUCGAUAUGUAGUAGAAAAGAUUCUGGUAUUAAGAGUAAUAGCAGACGUAGUAGUAUUCAACAGCAGUUGUUCCUGAUGAAUGGUAUGGCUCAAGGGGAUUUAUUAGGUCACAGAGUUAGUGGUUAUUAUACUUCUAGUUCAACUUUGAACUCUACUCAUGAAAUUUCGUCAUCCGUACCACCUUAUCCGUUUCCUCCAGCAGUGACUGAUACAUUUGGUGCAUGUUUCCAUAAGUUAAGAAAACAAUCUGAUUUACAACUGAUAAGAUGCGUUCAAGACAACGUGAGUUCUCAACGUUCGUAUUUCGUGAAACCACCGUUAUCAAGCGUAACGCUAUUUUUUAAGAAUAAAGAAUUGGAAAAGGAAUACAGAGAAAAUGCACACCGAGCGAGCGAAGGUGUAACUGGCAAUCCUCCGACUCUAGCUACUUCAAGAUUUAAUACUUAUUUUGACAUAUUGAUAUCGGCUCUGGUUUACGUAGCUAUUACAAUAUCGCUCUUCUUGCUUUGCAAGCCUUCAAUUUUCUAUAUUGUAUUUUGUGUAUUUGCCACGGCUGUUCAAAUCCUAGCCGUUUUACUUUGCAUUAGACAACUUUUUAAGCCAAAUACCACUCACGCAACUUUAACUCAAAAAAUAUUCGAUUUUUUUUCUAGAUGGUAUCCUUGGCACGUUUGCGGUGCCUUAUUAGUUGGCUUACCAAUUGUUUCAAUUCUGUUAAACUUCACUUGCAAUAGCUUACGUACUUUAAAUAACUUCGAAUAUUAUUACAGCUAUUUGAUCUUCAUUGGACUGGUCCACUUUUGUAAUUUUACUCAAUUGAAUUGUUGGAUGAAAAACUUGCUAGUCACCUUUGCCGGUGCUUUAUUUAUUUGUCUGGUUGUUAGUCAUAUAUCGUAUAAUCAGGAUAUGACAAUACCAAGCGACUACGAUAUUAGAAAUAAUACGCAAGAACGAUCGGCGAUGCGUCCGAAUUUAGUUAACGCGAUCUUAAUUGAACAAAAUAAUUAUCCUAUAGAUGAAAAUUUAAUAAUUCCACGAAAAGAAUUUCGUAAUUCUGUAGAAGCGUCAACACAAUCGUCACACAAAAUAAUCGAGCAAUCACGCAAACCCAUGAUGGAAUCUAUUAUAAUAACGGAAAGAGAAAAAGAAUUAAGGUACAACGAGAGAUUGUACCAUUCUGAGAUUUAUCUUGACAUGAUACUCUUACUCUUAUUAGUUUGGUUUCUGAAUCGCGAAUUCGAGAUUAGCUAUCGAUUGAGUUUCCAUGGAAAUUUUGUAGCGGCGAGAGAUAAGACGCGCGUACAAUCGAUGAAAAAUCAAGCCGAUUUACUUUUACAUAAUAUUAUACCCAAAUACGUAGCCGAUCAAUUGAAAACCACUGCUAAAUAUUCACAAAAUCAUAAAUCCGUCGGGAUUAUUUUUGCCAGUAUUGUUAAUUUCAACGAGUUAUAUGACGAAUCUUAUUUAGGUGGUAAAGAGUAUCUACGAGUACUUAACGAAUUGAUUGGUGAUUUUGAUGAACUUCUCGAGAAACCAGAAUUUUCUAAUGUUGAAAAAAUCAAGACCAUAGGUAGUACAUUUAUGGCAGCUAGCGGUUUAAAUCCACAAGUGAGACAGCAAAGUGACCAUGAAUAUACUCAUCUUUUUCAACUAAUUGAUUUUGCGAUGGCUAUGCAUAAAGUCAUUUAUGAUUUUAAUCGAGACUUGCUGGAAUUUAAAUUGAUUUUAAGAAUUGGUUUUAAUUAUGGCGACGUUACGGCCGGUGUAAUAGGCGCGACUAAAUUGUAUUAUGAUAUUUGGGGCGAUGCGGUAAACAUUGCAUCUAGAAUGGAUUCUACUGGAGUCGCAGGUAGAAUACAAAUGGCUAGUAAUUGUAUUGGCGUACUCUCAGAUAAAUACGAGUUCGAGCCACGCGGUCAAGUAUAUGUAAAGGGGAAAGACAAUAUGGAUGUAUUUUUACUCAAAGGGAAAAAGGAGAAUACUACAAAUGCUAAUGGUACUUGAAUUAUACAGAGUGCCAAUUAAUACAUCAAUGAUCUGACUAUGUUAUAUGGCAUGAUAAAAUUCGAGGUUGUGCAGUUUUAAUAUAUACAAUAUAUCGUCGAUUGAGUUGGAUGAAAUUUGAAUAUACAGGGUGUACCAAAAUAUAUGGGCAUAAUUAAAGAGAUGCUUUCAAUACGCUAAAAUAAGAAGAAGUUUGUUUUUCUUAUUUUAGCUUACUGAAACCACUCCUGAAGUUAUGAAAUCCUUGUAUGCGUGUGUGACUUAAGAUGAAUAAAAGAGAAAGAGAGAGAGAGAGAGAGAGAGAGAGAGAAAGAAAGGUAGUGAUGGUAAAUUGAAAAGAGCCUAGGGACGAAUGUUUUUUGAUAGACGUUGUAUUCUAUUAAAAACUAAUCGCCUUAUUAAUUGACUGCUCAAAUUCUGCUAAUUAAAGAUAUUUAUUACCGAGAUAUUAAUUGUAUUUUUGUAAAUAUUAAAUCUAACAAAUUGUCUAUAUCAUAGAGAGUGAUCUUAAACCUGCCUUUGUCAAGUACAAAGCGGAUCAAGGGUAGAAACCCUUGGGUGUCGCGUUCAUUUCAAUACAAGGAAAAUGUAUAAUAUUUGUGAAAAGAAACUAACAUGCAGACUAAGUAUAUUACAUUUAAAUAUAUAUAGUUACGGCGCAGGCAGUUCCUAUAAAUAUAUUUGGGCUUUGUACCACAAAUAUCAUUGUAAUAUAACAUGAAGAAUUGAUUAUAAAAAAAAAAAGAAAAAAAUAUUAACAGUAUGUCCUAAGCAUUUAGGUUUGAUAUUUAAUUGAAGUCUUGAAAGAUCUUAGUAUAAUGUAAGAUAAAUCCAAAUAACUUCUAGUAUUUUACGUAAAUCAUAAUGUGAAACGAAAUUGAAAAAUGUGCUUACGCAAAGUCUAUCACCACUUAUAUAUGUCCCUGCAAAAAAGUUAUAAAACAAAAAAAAAAAGAAAGACGAAACAAAAAAGAAGAUAAAAUGUAUCUCGUAUUCUUGCCUACCUUUAUGGAAUUUGCGACAAUUUGAACGAUUUGAGCAAUUUGUAACGAAUGAAAUAUUUUCCUCCGCUUCUUAAAAUAAUAACUUAGUCAAUUGUAGGGACAAAAAAGCUGUUUUUAAACAAUUUUUUCUUUUCUCUAUGGUUAUAUAUAUAUAUAUAUAUAUGUAAAGGAUAACUUUUUACCAAAGAUCAAGGAAUGAUUUAAAGAAAAUCUUAGGUUUUCGUUACAAACAUGUAGGAUAUAGAAUAUAUGAUCCGAUAUUAUAGAUUUAUCCAGUUUAGCUUUGCCUACAAAGAUAUGCGUUUUAUUUUUUAAAGAAUUUGUAUUACGUAACAUUCCAAUAAUUAUUUUUGCGAUCAAAUAUUACAAGAGAUCCAAUUAAAACAAUGUAAUUAAUCUGUUCUAUGAAUUAUUCAAAAUGAUUAUAUUUAUAUGAAGAAAGUUAGAAAGAAAGAAAGAGAAAGAAAAAACAUUGUAAGAACGAUUAGUCAAUUACUCUUUUUUAUAAAUUUGCUAUAUAACAUCUCGCGAAGAAUACAUUGAUAUUUAUAAUUUGUACAAUAAGCGAUAUAAUUUUCUGAAAAUCCUUCCUUGUGUGUGGAAUAUAUAUAUGCUAUAAUAUAUUUUUAUUAUUUUAGAUUUUAAAAAAAAGGAAAAAAUGAAAAAGAGUAUGUAAACAACGACGAAGGCUAAUACAAAUAUAGUCGAGGCAUGAGCUUCACAUAUAUAUAUGGAUCUUUAGUAAAAUAUUAAAAUGAAAGUGUUAAGUUUUGCAAUGUCUAUUUUCAUACAGCUA
Molecule: messenger RNA, 6694 nt
Organism: Polistes canadensis
Lineage: Eukaryota; Metazoa; Arthropoda; Insecta; Hymenoptera; Vespidae
Gene: Ac13E
Product: adenylate cyclase type 9
Exons: 8
Coding region: 371-4894 (1507 amino acids)
Biological process (GO): cyclic nucleotide biosynthetic process; adenylate cyclase-activating G protein-coupled receptor signaling pathway; intracellular signal transduction
Molecular function (GO): adenylate cyclase activity
Source: RefSeq, a predicted model, not a curated record